AGAAUGCCAGCCAAUUCGCAUCCGGCACGCGCGAGUCCGAAAUGGCAUCGUUGCAUUCGGUCUUCCGUUCCCCGCGGUCCCUCUCCCCCUCACCAUCCCGUACUCCCGGCUUCUUUGCCGGGGGCAAGGAGGGCACGCGCUUAAUUAUCAAUUAUCUACCGGCCCUCCCACGAAAAGCAAUCGCAAUUACGAGCCGGUCACGAGGCCAAGGGGACCAGUCAGCCCCCUUUUCUACCUCCCUCGCUCACUCCCGCCCUCCCCCUCCCCCACGUACAAAGAUUUAUUUCGUACGUGCACGCGGACGAAGAACAAUGCGAGAAUUGGGGAAGUGUGUCACCAGGCUGCCGGCACUUUUCAUAUUCGCGAGGCGGAACACACCUGGGCGCCACGCGGCGCGCAACAUCCCGGAGCGGAGCGGGCUGGUCGGCCGGUCGGUCGGUCCGAGAGAUGAGAUACUAUCGAUCGUUACGAAGGAAGGCCCGAGUCGUGCAGAAAAUCAACAACCCGCGUAUCCGUGGUAACUUGACGAAUCAACGGGGGAAACAAUCGUCAGGGUCGUGAGAUCAGAGUACAGAGUAGUAAUUGAAGAUGAUUGACAUGCGCUGUUAAAGAAUCCAACAAAUCCUGUUCGAUCUCUACUCAAUCGCCACUCAAACUCAACCGCUGUCUGCGCCGAACGAGGACAACCUGCGCAUAAUUUGUGCAAUCUUCCGAUCGUCCCCUCCUUCCCUGCGUCGCAUUCGUUAUCAUGGGCAACGAGAAGGAGGUGGAAGUAAUCAGCGUCGCGCAGAGGCCCGAGAAGAAGACUCUGCUGGAGAGAUACAACAUACCGGUGGAGCACUUUACGUACGAAUACAUAUCGCAGUGCACCAAUGCGAGAACUCUGGAGCGAAUCGUUCUCGUCUUGCGUUCUGGGGAAGAGGGAGAGUAUCCAGAUUUGACGAAGCACGCGGAGGAGCGUCUCGCUAGGAUUAAACCGACGAGCGCUGUUCUGAGGAAGGUGGAGCCAGUCUUGAGACGAAAUAUGUUAAAUGCGAACGAACGGCAGGAAAUCGACGACGACAUCGGCAAUUGGACGUGCGAGAUGCAAUCUCGCGAGAAAGAUUUAGACGAAGGAAAAGGCAUCUUCGCCAACGAACCCUGUCCACAACCGGAAAUUCGAAAGAUUAAAACGGCCACUAAAGACAAGAAGACAAGCCUCAAUGAGAAAAAACGCGACAAUCCCAAACGAAUUUCCUCGUGUGACUAUGCGGCUUGGGAUAAAUAUGACGUUGACACGGAAAUAAACAGGAUAGACCUGCAGGACGAGCAACGACAGGUCGAAAUGAAGAAAAUUCAGGAACAGCGAAAGGAAGUGAAUAAAAUGAAGAGGACGGCCCAUAAAACGACGAUCGAUAAACUCUCAUUAACCGGGACGGAAAUAAACGUAAUGGCGGAGCAAGAAAGAGAAAAGGGGAACGAAGCCUUCAGAGCGGCUGAUUACGGGGAGGCUCUUCGAUAUUACAACGCUAGCAUCGACAUAGACUCGAAUCUAAAUGCCUACAACAAUCGUGCUAUGACAUUUAUAAAGUUGCAGCGUUACGAGGACGCGCUUAACGAUUGCAACACGGUACUCAGUAUGGAUUACAGAAAUAUCAAAGCGCUUCUUCGCCGAGCAUUAUCUCUGGAACAUCUCGAAAACCCGCACGAGGCUUUGGCAGAUUACGAAGCUGUUUUAAAAUUGGAGCCAACUAAUAAAACGGCAAUAUCCGGUGUGAACAAGUUGAGAAAACCAAGCGACUCGAGGAAAAUAAGGAUGAAGAUCGAAGAAAAUAUGAGUUACGAUGAAAACAAGGGCGAAUGUAUAAAAGCGGAGAGAACUGUGAAAGAAAACAGCACUGAGUGUCCAAAAUUGCGUGUUAACAGCGAUAUAUGUUAUUGCGACAGAGCGCCAAGCUCGUCGCGAAGUAUUGCAACGAAGCCGCACUUAAAAGCGAGUUACUGCGUGGAAACCGAGUGCAACAAAGCAGCGGCAACAGCAGCAGCGGAUGCCGCCGCAAAUAAAAGCAAUAAGAAAACAACGCGUGACUCAUCGAGCGGCAAUAAAUUAUCACCUGUUGCGAGGGAUUUAGGCGCCAGAAAUAAAACGACGAAAUCGCAAGGCGCCGUCAGGAGCGACGAUAUUUUCGCGAUUUCGCGCGAGUCAUUUCCUGGGCUGCGUGGCGCAAAGAAUAGACUGGAAAAGUCUAUCUUUUCGUGCGUGUCGUCGCCUGUGAGUAAAACGAAGCCGUCCACGGUUAUCAUCGAAGAGCUUCCGAGUGACGAAGCUUACGAGAAGUCGGCGAGGCCUGCCGACUCCAGCGCGGCGAAAGUGGAAGCAAAGAAAGAAACGAGUUCAACGAAAGAAAAAAGUGCCUCGACAAAGGAAUCAUGCGCGAAUAAAAAUAAGGAAUCAAUUUCUCUCGUAAAAGAAAGCGAGACUAAAACGCCCGGCAAAGUUCAGAUAGCUGGCAAGUGUGAAGAAUCGAGGAAAACUAUCGAUUUUAGCGAAGUAAAGAUAGAAACGAAGAAAAAGACGGUAGAGGAAAGAGACACUCCGCUAAACAAAAUAUCAAAUGUAGACAAGAAUAAAAAGUUAUUCUCUCUCGAAAAGAAGGGUAAGACUAAAGCAAAUACAUCGAACAAAGUUAUAACUAAUGAGUGUCGAAAAGAAAGCACAAAACUGGACCUGGAGCUUCAGAAAUUAGAUAACAUCGAAUCUCCUUACGAAUUUGUCCGUCUGUGGCAAUCUUUGAAGGACGAUGUUAAUCUGGAGUUGCACGCGAAACUUUUGCGAUGUAUAGCGCACGAGGAUAUAAAUAAAAUCAUAGGCAACAAAUUGGAUGCAGCGAUGUUCAGUCUUAUCUUGCGUUGUUUGGAUCAAAAAUUCUGCACGCCGAAAGAUACGGAAUUGCUCGCAAGUCUGUUGUAUUCUCUAAGUCGACUGAGCCGAUUUUCCAUUAUUAGCAUGUUCAUGGAUUCUACGGAUAAGAAAGUACUGGAAAACAUAUUGCGCUUUUUAGAAAAGGAGGAUUCAUCCAAAGCCUCACAAUUACGUCAGAUCUAUAUUACUUGAAGAUCGCGUCAUCGAAUGUUAUGUGCGUUAAUUAACAUCGGAAUAACAAUGUAAAAUUUGAUCGCAUGAGGUCCAUUAUUUUCACCAAUGUAGAUUAACUUUGAUCUUUGUUUAAUUUACUCAUUAUCUUUUUCUAAUUUUUAGAACUAGAAAAGAAUAAAAGGUAAAUUAAACCAAAUCAAAGUUAAUCAACAUGUGUAAAAAUGGACAUGACUCAUCUAAUUUCAUAUUUUUCUCGCGGAAAUAUCAAUCAAAUAUUCAAAUAUAAUUUGUAGUUUCUUUGUAAUUCGUGUUAGUUAUCUUGCUUACUGAAUUAUGAUUAUUAGUAGAUGUAAUUAGUAUUGUGUGUCAGUAUUAUUUGUACGAUAUAUAGCUAAUUAAAUUGUAAUUAUUUUAAUAAUAA
Molecule: messenger RNA, 3497 nt
Organism: Solenopsis invicta (red fire ant)
Lineage: Eukaryota; Metazoa; Arthropoda; Insecta; Hymenoptera; Formicidae
Gene: Spag1
Product: RNA polymerase II-associated protein 3
Exons: 11
Coding region: 749-3094 (781 amino acids)
Cellular component (GO): cytosol; mitochondrion
Molecular function (GO): heat shock protein binding
Source: RefSeq, a predicted model, not a curated record